Molecule: messenger RNA, 1194 nt
Organism: Entamoeba dispar SAW760
Lineage: Eukaryota; Evosea; Mastigamoebida; Endamoebidae
Exons: 1
Coding region: 1-1194 (397 amino acids)
Source: RefSeq, a predicted model, not a curated record
AUGAAAUUAUCAGGAUUUGUAGAUUUAUCUAAACAAUACACACUUGUUUUUGUUGAACAAAACAAAUAUCAGUUAAUUAAAACAGAUAUUCAAUACUGUGAAUUUCAUAUUAUUGGAAAAGAUCCUAUUUUCUCAAUUGGAAUGGUUUUAAGUACUUUGAAUAAAAGAUUUGAUAAUAAAUCAGAUAGAGUUGUAAAACUCAGUUCUAAUGAUAGAAAAAUAUUCAAUGAAGAAACAAAAGGAAACAAUACAAAUACACUAUUUGAAGAUAGUGAUGUUAUUGGGUGUGGAUACAUACCAUCACAACAAAUUGUAUUUUACACAAGAAAUGGAAAUUUAAUAAAUGUCAUUCAUACAGAAUAUAAGAUGAAUUGUUUUGCAAUUGAAUUAGAAAGAUAUAACACUGUCAAUAUUAAUACAGGAAAUCAACCAUUUGUAUUUGAUUAUAUUGGAUUUUGUAAUGACUUCAAUACAAAUACAUCAUUUUUAAAGAAGACAUUCACUGUUAAUUGUGAAUUAUUCAUUUUUGAAAUUAAAAUGUCUGGUAUAACAACAUUAGAACAACUAAAAAAUAAGUUGUUGGAAAUAGUAAUUAAUAGAAUUAAUACUUCUAAACAAGUCAAUAUCAAAACAGAUAUAUUUGAAUGUGAAGAAAUGUUUUGGAAUGAAGGAUUGAUAGAUGAAGAUGAAAUAAAUCAUAUUUAUGAUAUUAAAAAUAGAAUUACAUUUAAAGAAGACUGUGAAUGUUCUACUAUUUUCAGUGUUCUUAAAACAAACUCUCAAAUUGAAAUGAGUUUUAUUACUCAUCAACAACAAGAAGACCAAAUUGUUUCUGAAGAAGUGGAGUGGAGUGAUUUUUGUGGGUUUGACAAACCAGUAAUUCUAAUGUAUGAUGAUACAAUUAAAGAGAAAGAAGAGUUUUGUUGUCAUUUAGAAUUGAAUGAUGCAAUAGAUAUUGGUGCUACUUAUCCAAAUCAAAGAAUUAUCAAAGAAGACAAUACUAAGAAAGCGUAUGAAUGGAAAGGGACAUAUUGUAGUGAUGGAGUAUCAAAUUGUGUAAUUGAAAUAAAUAACAAACACUUUGACUAUUUAUUCUGGGAAGGUGUUUGUUUGAAGAAAGAAGAGUUUAAAGGAAAAGAAGUUGGCAUAACACAUGAAAAUAUGUCUGAUGAAUUAGAAGGGGAACCAAAAUAA